Molecule: messenger RNA, 1332 nt
Organism: Glarea lozoyensis ATCC 20868
Lineage: Eukaryota; Fungi; Ascomycota; Leotiomycetes; Helotiales; Helotiaceae
Product: integral membrane protein, putative
Exons: 5
Coding region: 1-1332 (443 amino acids)
Source: RefSeq, a predicted model, not a curated record
AUGAGCACCAACACUACCAGGGUCCCCUUCAUCAAACCCUACCCAGGUCAUAAAGCCUUCGACGGUGGAAACGAACUAUGGAAAUAUGCAGUAUUUUUCCUACCAUUUCUGUUUGCGUUGUCGACAGUCACUCUUGCUUUGCGCAUCUACGCUAGGGCGGUCAUUCGAAAGAUAUGGACACUGGAAGAUUAUGCUGCUAUUGUAUGCUGGAUAGUUUACCUAGCAUGGUCCAUCGUUGCAGGAGUCAUCUACUGGAACAAAGGCGGUUAUCACGGCUGGAACUUAACCAAACAAGACCUCAAGCAAAUUCUCCACUGGCUCAACAUAAAUACCAUCAUCUACAGCAUAGCAGCCUGUCUCACCAAACUGACCAUCCUCUCAAUCUACCGCACUCUCUUCGUGACACAGCGGAAAAGCAAAUUCAACAUCAUGCUCUACGCUUUCGAAGCCAUACUUGUAAUCUUCUACGGUGCGCAAACAAUCGCAAAGUGUUUUGAAUGCAUUCCUAGAGAGCGCAUCUGGAAUCCUUCGGUCCCUGGAAAAUGUCUUGAUUGGGAUGCGUUGCUUGUUAGUAGUGGUGCGUUCAGUUGGAUCUCAGAUAUUGUGAUCUUUCUUAUUCCUAUUAAACGGGUUUGGGGACUGAAUAUGCAGAGGGCUGAGAGGACGAGGGUUAUUGCGAUUUUUUCGAUUGGUUCUAUUGCUCCCAUCUUCGGUGGUAUUGGAUUUAUCGCCCGUCAAAUGAUCAGCGACAAGCCAGAUAUAACUUUCGACUACCCACUAAUAAUGGUCUGGGGGACCAUCGAAAUCGCCGCUGGAGUAAUCAUCGUCUGCCUACCUUCCUUAUCAAUCUAUUUCAGGAAAAACAGGCCUGCAACGGACGACGUCGAACUCACAGCUUCUGGGACUGGAAAGCGGAAGCCUUCUCGCUCGGAAAAGAGCCCGAAUGCCACCCACAACGGCGAACCAAGAGCACCAGAACCGAUUUUCGUUCCUCCGCCCACAAGAGUAGAAACCACCGAAACCUCACAGCGAAACUCACGUCUGUGCGAAAACCAAAAAGAUCACACGAUCGUGACCGAAGGACUGACACCAUGGACCAAAACCGAGCACCCCCGUGCUGAAAGUGAUCCUGCUCGUGAGGGUAAGAUUACCACGAUCUGUGAAUCUUCUUCGGAAACAGUCCGUCCUAAAAUUGGGGAGUCGCCGUGGCCUGAAAAGAAGUCUCGUAUUAGUUUGGAUCUUGAACGAGGUGAUCAUGGGAAAGAACACCAGUUUGGUAUUUUCACGUCGACUACGAUUACGCAGACGGUUUCGGAGCACGGUUCUGUUUGA